Molecule: messenger RNA, 512 nt
Organism: Ruditapes philippinarum (Manila clam)
Lineage: Eukaryota; Metazoa; Mollusca; Bivalvia; Venerida; Veneridae
Exons: 4
Biological process (GO): transposable element silencing; germ-line stem cell division
Source: RefSeq, a predicted model, not a curated record
CACAUAUGUGUAGGAAAGCAGAAAGACUGAAGGAAGUACUGGGUAUACUAGAAAACCUGCCAGAUGACUCAAGUCAUCCAGUCAUCAUUUUUGCCUCAAAUAAACGAGACAUUCUGAUGUUAUAUAAGACAUUGAACACAAGUUCUCGUUUCUGUCUGAUGGUACAUGAAGAUAUGGACACGUUCGAAGUGGAAAAGAUUGCUGACCAGUGGCCUGUACCCCUACUAGUAUGUUGGGAUGAGCAUACAGCUAAACUAGGAAUUACUAAUGCUACAUCUGUAAUCCACUAUGACAUGCCACCAUCGAAGACAAAGUUCAGUAACAGAUUAUGUUGUAUGAGACAAUACUUCCAUGACUUCUCCAAGACAGAACAGUCAACCAUUAAGCCAACUUCACAUAUGAUUAUAACAGAGGACUGUGAUAGACAGUUAAGAAGUUUAAAUGAUUUACUGGUGAGAUUAGACUGUGAACGACCAGCUGAGCUGAAACAAUUUAUGGCUGGGCUAUUAGAG